AUGCAAUACGUAUUGCGCUCACUGCAAGGAAACCUGAAAAUGUUGGGUCAAGCAAGUGCAAAGCUGAACUUUGUCGUGCCGUUCACUGGCUCGUCUGUUGUGCUGCGGCGUCCGUUGAUGACCCCAGUGGGCGGGCGCUCGCCGUAUGCACCAGCGCUCGCUCGCAGUGUUGCGAAGCGUUCGCUGAGCAGCGCACGAACGAGCCUCAUGCAAGCGAAUGCGAACAGUCGCGAACGUGAUAACGAGCGGACGCUGGUUCGCGGACGACGGGACUGGGGCUGGCCGUUCAGCAUCAUGCGCCGCGAUCCCUUCUUCAUGUCGCCGCUGAUGGACUUGGAUCGUUUCUGGUCGGACUUUGACGCGCUCGCGCAGCGCAGUAAUGCGUACUUGCCGGCCCUGGAUAUCACGGAAACGAAUGAUGCGUUUGUGGUUAGUUGCGAGCUCGCCGGAGUACCCAGAGAGAAUGUCAAGAUCGCCCUCGAUGGUGAUAUUCUUACUGUUCAGGGCGAGAAGAAAUGGGAGCACGAGGAGAAGGACGCCAAGAUGCAUCGCAUGGAACGCUCGUAUGGUUCCUUCUCGCGGAGUGUGCGGCUGCCUACGGACGUCGUAGACGCAGAAAAUAUCAAGGCGCAGCACAAGGACGGCGUCCUGCGUAUCACGAUUCCGAAGAAAGUGAAGCAACAAGAAAACGUGAAGGAGAUUCCGAUUGAGGUGUCGUGA
Molecule: messenger RNA, 720 nt
Organism: Cyanidioschyzon merolae strain 10D
Lineage: Eukaryota; Rhodophyta; Bangiophyceae; Cyanidiales; Cyanidiaceae
Product: small heat shock protein, hsp20 family
Exons: 1
Coding region: 1-720 (239 amino acids)
Biological process (GO): protein folding; protein complex oligomerization; response to heat
Source: RefSeq, a predicted model, not a curated record